Myxocyprinus asiaticus (Chinese sucker) is the source of this 9310-nucleotide messenger RNA. RefSeq names its product integrin, alpha 11b (gene itga11b). The transcript is spliced from 30 exons. Gene Ontology annotation, cellular component: integrin complex; external side of plasma membrane. The record is from RefSeq and is a predicted model, not a curated record. Gene Ontology annotation, molecular function: integrin binding. Lineage: Eukaryota; Metazoa; Chordata; Actinopteri; Cypriniformes; Catostomidae. Gene Ontology annotation, biological process: cell adhesion mediated by integrin; cell-matrix adhesion; cell-cell adhesion. Bases 101 to 3655 code for a protein of 1184 amino acids.
UCUCACUUAGAGGACCUGACACACACACACACACACACACACACACACACACGCACACACACACACACAUAGACUGACUGAUUCAUUCACGUAUGAACUUAUGGAGUACAUCCUGCUGUUGUGGAUCACUUCUCUGCUGCCAGGACCUCUGAGCUGCUUUAACAUCGACACAAGACACGCAAAAAUCAUCCAGGGUUCGAAGGAGGCUCAGUUCGGAUAUACGGUCCAACAACAUGAGGCCAGGGGCCGGAAAUGGCUCUUGGUUGGUGCUCCCUUUGAGAGCAGUGGUGCACACCAGACAGGUGACGUCUACAGAUGUCCACUUGACAGCAAACCCGUCACAAACUGCACACGACUGCAUCUAGGAAAGAUAUCCCUGAACAACGUGUCGGAGCGCAAGGACAGAAUGAGGUUGGGAAUGACCCUAGCUUCCAACCCGAAGGACAACAGUUUUGUGGCGUGUGGUCCGCUGUGGUCAUAUGAAUGUGGAAGUUCCUACUACAGUACCGGCAUCUGUUCAAGAGUCAACAGCACCUUCAAAUUCACCCACAGCAUCGCUCCAGCAUUUCAAAGAUGUGAGACCUACAUGGAUAUAGUGAUCGUUCUUGAUGGAUCCAAUUCCAUCUACCCCUGGUAUGAAGUUCAGGAUUUUCUGAUAAAUGUCCUACAGAAGUUUUACAUCGGUCCAGGACAGAUCCAGGUGGGUGUGAUUCAGUACGGCGAGCGAGUGGUCCAUGAGUUUCGUCUGAAUGAGUUUCGUACGGUCGAGGAGGUAGUAGCUGCGGCACAGGACAUCGACCAGCGCGGUGGCGAAGAAACUCGAACGGCGCUCGGAAUUAACAUGGCUCGAACUCAAGCAUUCAAACAUGGAGGUCGACCAGAUGCUAAGAAGGUCAUGAUUGUGAUCACUGAUGGGGAAUCACACGACAGCCCAGAUCUAAAGAACGCUGUGGAGGAAAGCGAAAGAGACAAUAUCACCUUGUAUGGAAUCGCUGUUCUUGGCUCCUAUAACCGGCGAGGAAUCAAUCCUGAAGCUUUUCUGAGAGAAAUCAAGUUCAUCGCCACCGAUCCUGAGGAGCACUUCUUCAGCGUCACCGACGAGUCUGCCUUGAAGGACAUCGUUGAUGCUCUUGGAGAGAAGAUCUUCAGUUUGGAGGGAACAAACCAGAAUGGGACGGCCUUCGGUCUGCAGAUGUCCCAAGCUGGAUUCUCCUCCCAUAUCGUGGAAGACGGGAUUCUGGUUGGUGCGGUCGGGGCAUAUGACUGGAAUGGGGCAGUUCUGAAGGAGACCCGUCAUGGUAAAGUUAUCCCGCCCAAGUCCUCCUACCUGAAAGAGUUCCCAGAGGAACUGAAGAACCAUGGAGCGUAUUUGGGGUACAUGGUGUCCUCUGUGGUCUCAGCCCAACAUGGUCAGCUGUAUGUCGCUGGAGCUCCUCGAUUCAACCACACAGGGAAAGUCAUCGUCUUCACCCUGACCAACAGUGGAAACCUCACCAUCCUGCACUCCCUUCACGGACAGCAAAUCGGGUCGUAUUACGGCAGUGAAUUGUCUCCGCUCGAUCUGGACGAUGACGGACUGACGGAUCUCCUCCUCGUCGGCGCUCCCAUGUACUUCCAAAGCGGCUGGGAGAAAGGGCGCGUCUACAGCUACACCAUCAACUCACAUGGAAAUUUUAUACUAGAUGGAACUCUUGGUCCGUCUGAACAGGCUCAUGAUUCCCGGUUCGGCGCGGCCAUGUCUGCUCUUCCGGAUCUGAACGGCGAUGGAUUCAGUGAGCUGGUAGUGGGUGCGCCGCUGGAGGAUGACCACAAGGGAGCAAUCUAUCUGUGCUAUGGACGGCAAAACAGCAUGCAACCAAAAUAUAAACAGAGAAUAUCCGGCAGCGAUCUCUCCCCAGGUCUUCGUUAUUUUGGCCGCAGUGUGCAUGGAAUGAUGGACAUGAAUGGAGAUGGGCUCAUAGAUCUGUCUGUGGGCUCUUUAGGGGCCGCAGUUCUGCUCUGGUCUCGUACGGUUGUCCGUGUAGAGAUCAGUGUGAAGUUUGAGCCGUCAAAGAUUAAUGUGUUUAAUAAAGACUGCAUUCGAGGAGGGCGAGAGGUGUCGUGUAUGUUGGCCAAUGUUUGUCUGAACGUCACUGCACGGACACCAAUGUUGGAUCCAAAAACAGUCGCGUUGAGGUACAGUUGUGAUUUUGAAGAGAGUGGAUAUUUCCCCAGAGCUGUGUUAGACAGCACAGAACUACAGCAGCCCAGAGACGUCAACAUGCAGCCGGACACUGAAUACUGCCAGCAAGUGUACUUCCACGUACAUGAAGUGACAGACUACACACGACCCCUGAUCUUCACUGUUAACAUCGGCUUACAGAACACAGAGGAGGGACCGGUGCUUGACGACGGGUGGCCCACCAGUCUCACAGCAGAGCUUCCAUUCUGGAAUGGUUGUGAUAAUGACGAUCUGUGUGUUUCAAACCUUAUUCUGCAGAGCAGCUCUGACUUAUUAGAUCGCAGCCAGUUCUGCGGGCGGCGCGAGCGGGCGACGUGGCCACUGUGUGUUCAUCAGAGGACGAGAGCGAGCGACGAGCGUGUUGUGGAGGCUGGCCGAAAGAGAGUCCUCGUGGAGGCGCGUUUGGAGAACAGAGGAGAGAAUGCGUACAACACGCUACUGCACGUGACCAAUUCUCCAAACCUUCAGUUCUCCAGUCUGAUGGUGAAGGCUCCGUCAGAUGUCACAAUCAAGUGUCUGAACUCUGACGAUCCAAAUCGUCACCUUACCUGUAAUGUCAGUGCACCGUUUAUGAGAUCACAAGCACAGGUCUAUUUUCGUCUUGAGUUCGAAUUUAGCAGGUCGGUCUUCUUGAACUAUGUUCAGAUCAUUCUAAGGGUGUCCAGUGAUGGUGAAGAGAUUUCUCCAGAGGACAACAUAAAUGAUAUCUAUCAUACCUUGAAAUAUGAGGCAGAUAUUCUUUUCACAAGAGAUUCCAGCCCAUCCCGUUUCGAGAUCAAACCCGAGCUGGCACAGAAUGUCCCCCUUGGAUCCGGACCCGCCUUCAACCUCUCCUAUCAGAUCCAGAAUCUUGGCCUGUUCCCUGUAUCUGAGCUUCUCUUCACUCUAAAUGUCUUUGCUGUGACUGUAAAUGCGAACGCUCUCUUGCAUCUCUCAGACUUGGUUAUCGACCAGAUGUCUGGAUCGCACUGUAACGUUCCUCGUGUCAUCACCUCUGGUUCCUCCUCACAGGAAGAUCUCUCCUUUAACACACACAUGAGCCCUACCACCAGUGACGCAUUAUUUGCGCAGUGUAGAAUCAACCUGCCUCCACAAGGAGAUGUUAGCAUAUUCGCAGCAGGAUGGCUUGACCUUCAUGCAUUAUUAGCUGUGAAAUUUAAAAGGUUAGAGCUGAUGCUGAGUGCUGCAGUAGAGCUGAGCUCCUCAAGUCCGAUAUUUCUUCAUGAGGAGAGACCCAUGAGACACAUAAUCCUAGAGGUCAGGAAGGAGGAAGAUUACAGAAUUCCCAUCUGGGUGAUUAUUGGAAGCACUUUGGGUGGACUGCAACUUCUCGCCCUGCUAGUGCUCGCGCUCUGGAAGCUUGGAUUCUUCCACAGACAAAAGAGAAAGAAGGGCGAACAAUCAACUAAUGACAAGACAGCCGAGGAUUGGUAAUGUCAACCGCAUGGCAACCUCCUCCACAGCCAAUCACUCAGGGACUUUCCAGAGGCGGGUGUGUGGCAAUCAGCCAAUCAGCUGCUCCUAUACACUGCCACGCCCUCCUGCACUCUAAUGAGGAACCAAUCAGCUUGCUUAAUCGCUGUGCCAAUUAAGACAGAAGUCGCUAUUUAUUCGACUUUUAACUAGUCUAAAACUUCGAUUUGCCAAACAGAACGAAGUGUAAUGGAUGACGGUUAAGGAAUAGUUUUAAAUGGUUGAGAAAAAGUCAGAUUAGACAAAUAAAUCCACUACAGCGAGAAUUUUCUUGUCUUUAUGGUGCCAAUCAAAAUGUUUGUGAACUAUGCAGCAAACCUCAGAUUGUGGAAUGAAUAUUGUUUAUAAUUCAGUUAAAUUAAGGCUGAGACACUUGCACAUUGUAAAAACACUUUGCACUUGAAAUUUGUAAAUAUAAGUGCUUUUUAAAAGAGAGUUCAGCAAUAUGAUGUAAUACAAUGAUAAAAUAUUUAACCAUAAAAUUAUUAAUAUCAUGAUGCAUUUUGUUGCCACAACAUCAGCUGGACAGGUCAAUGAAUCUGAAAUGUGCUUUUUCAUCCGGUGAUAAUUUUACAUUUAUAUACAGUGUGAGUUUUCUGAGAGAACAUCUAUUUAUGUUGAUUUAUCCCAUAUCAGAACCUCAGAAUAAUAAAAGGUACUUUAGGGUAAAACAUGGAAAUUAUUAUUAUUAUUUUUUACCAUACUUGAGGAUAACUUGUAUGUAAACUACUCAAAAGUUUGGAAACACGACUUAAUUUAUGUCUCUCAUGAUCUUAAAAGAAAAUUUGUUUAAAGGUUAAUAAAUUAAGAGUUAAGAAUGAGAUAAAUGUUGUUUAAAAUGGUUUUAAAGUAUAGCAUGACCACUGUUUUGAAUAAAACAGUCACUCUUGCAACUUUCUAAACAUAUUGCAUGUACUAUAGAAAUCCAAAUAUUCUCCUUAUUGUCAUAUGGCAUGGCUUGACCGCUGUUAUAGUGUAAGGCACUGUGGCAAUUCUAUAGCCACUCAUUUUAAAUCUGCUGUCGUUUAAAUUCAUGUGACAAAUGCAAAUGUUGACAUUAUAUUGCAGAUUGCAACUGAAUGUGUCAGAAGUAUCUUUGUUUGCACUUAUGAAGGAGGCAAUUAAUAUAAAACUGAACCAUGUACAUGAGAUAAGAGUCUAAACCAGAAUAAAAAGACAGUUUGCUAUGUCGGAGUGAAAAAUAGUCGUUCUGAGUCAUGUUUUAACCGAUAUAAUGGAGAUGCAAAUGGGAAGCAUGGCUUCCCCAAAAUGUGGCAAUGACGAAUUAAUCCAUUUACAAAUAAUCUGUAUGAAUUACAUUACUCAUUUUGCAUUUCAAUACACAUAAUAUCGCUCUGUUCGUUCAAGUAACGCAAUCUGUAUUUUCUGCACGGAUGUCAAUAGAAGUAGCAUACACCUUUAACAUUGGAUUUCACCGGAGCAAAGAUUCAGCAUGUGUGGUCAUGUAAACACACUGACAUGUUUUCCUUUAUCAGUGUUAGGUCAUAAACGACGCAAGAAUAAGCCGAUAGACACAGGUCAUUUUUGCCCAUUACUCAGAUUUCGCGUUGCAUGUAAACACCUUCACAGCUCAUUGUUCAUAAACCGAUUAUUAGACACUGGGCUCUCAAAUCAUUUUUGCCGGCCUGAAAGCCAAUUUGUCUACAUGAUGAUUGGUUGAGCUCUCCAAAAAGAGGGACUUCUGGAAGAAAAAAUCCCAUUCAUUUUUUCCAUAGCCGAAUUGAUUUUCAACGAUAGCUUAUAAACCUUUAAAGACCUACUGUGAGCUCUGAGGUUGUUCAUCGAUGGUAUACACCGAUCAGUCACAACAUUAAAACCGCCUGCCUAAUAUCGUGUAGGUCCCCUUCUUGCUGCCAAAACAGCUCUGACCCAUCGAGGCAUGGACUCCACAAGACCUCCGAAGGUGUCCUGUGGUAUCUGGCACCAAGACGUUAGCAGCAGAUCCCUCAAGUCCUGUAAGUUGUGAGGUGGGGCUUCCAUGGAUCAGACUUGUUGGUCCAGCAUAUCCCACAGAUGCUCAAUUGGAUUGAGAUCUGGGGGAUUUGGAGGCCAGGGCAACACCUUGAACUAUUCCCGAACAAUGUGUGCAGUGUGGCAGGGUGCAUUAUCCUGCUGAAAGAGGCCACUGCCAUCAGGGAAAACCACUGACAUGAAGGGGUGUACCUGGUCUGCAACAAUGUUUAGGUAGGUGGCACGUGUUAAAGUAACAUCCACAUGAAUGCCAGCACCCAAGGUUUCCCUUGGCCUCCGCCAGCCUGACUUCUUCCCAUGGUGCAUCCUGCUGCCAUCUCUUCCCCAGGAAAAUGACGCCCCCGGUCAUCCACAUGAUCUAAAAGAAAAACGUGAUUCAUCAGACCAGGCCACCUUCUUCUAUUGCUCCAUGGUCCAGUUCUGACACUCACGUGCCCAUUGUAGGUGCAUUUGGUGGUGGACAGGGGUCAGCAUGGGCACUCUGACCGGUCUGCGGCUACGCAGCCCCAUACGCAGCAAGCUGCGAUGCACUGUGUGAUCUGACACCUUUCUAUCAUGGCCAGCAUUAAGUUUUUCAGCAAUUUGUGCUACAGUAGCUCUUCUGUGGGAUCAAGCUAGCCUUCACUUCCCACGCGCAUCAAUAAGUCUUGGGCGGUUAACCGGUUGUCCUUCCUUGGACAACUUUUGGCAGGUACUAACCACUGCAUACCGGAAACACCCUACAAGACCUGCCGUUUUGGAGAUGCUCUGACCCAGUUGUCUAGCCAUCACAAUUUGGCCCUUGUCAAAGUCACUCAGAUCCUUACGCUUGCCCAUUUUUCCUGCUUCCAACACAUGAAAUUCAAGAACUGACUGUUCAACUUGCUGCCUAAUAUAUCCUACCCCUUGACAGGUGCCAUUGUAAUGAGAUAAUCAAUGUUAUUCACUUCACCUGGCAGUGGUUUUAAUGUUGUGACUGAUCAGUGUAUGCUUCCGUUGAAGCCAUCCGUCUGCGUUGUCAACUUCAUUGUUUAAAAAUCGAGUUUGAUAGCCGAAUUCCCCGUAAACAACUACAUUACCCAAUCAGAGAACCGCAGCCAACCAAGCGCGUGAAACGAGUCUCGGAGCGACUGGCCACUCCCAGGUUGCACUGUGAAUGAUGUAACCAAGUCAGUCUCCCUUCACCCUUAAACUAUAUGUACAUAACACAAUAUUUAGCAAUAAACAUAAAAUAUAUUGUUUCUAUACUUAUAAUCAACAUCCUAAAACCAGUAGUUUUAUACAUUCCCAUCGUUUUUUUAAUCAUUCGCAAUGCUUCUUAGGAUUGUAGUUGACGUUUUUAUUUUGUUUUUUUUUUUGCCUCAAAAAAAGUUUGUAAUGUUGUGAUUAGGGAUGACACCAAGCUGAUACCUGAAUCGGCUCUGAUACUGACGUUUUAGACGGAUCAAUUAUUGGUCCGACAAGCCCGAUCCAAAUCCGAUACUGUGUUUUAGGCCUGCUAUACACUGUAGGAUUUUUACAGUCCUUUAAGAUUGUUGCUUGUCAGACUGUACGAUAUGAACGUAUUGAUAUUGCCAUGGCACACUGUGCGACAUUAUGCGAGUCUGUACGAUACACAUCGUAGCCAAUUGUGGUCCCAAUCAGUGAACGGGACUCACAUUUUACGGGAGCGUUGCAGAAUAGAAGUGAAUCUUAAUUAAAGAUGUUUACAGACGUUUAAAGUAAAUUUAUUAAAAGUAAAAUGGUAAUUAAAAUAAAGUUGUAAAGAAAAUGCAUGAUAAAUGUAAAGAAAAAAACGAAUGUUGCUAUGGUGGUGCAGAUGCGGAUCAGGGUUUUUUCCAAGUGAAUUGGGGUGCGAGAGGGGGGCGGAAUAUCUCGUCUGAAAGUCGUAAUUGCAGUCACACUAUACGACUGCGAUGCUAAAUUUCUGACACUGCCAGAACUUUGGAGGCUAAAGAUCAUCGCAAAGGCUAUUAAUCGGCCUCUGUGAACCGAAAUUUGUCUCAGACGGCAGAAUCAUGGCCAAAAUUGUAGAGUGUGCACUGGGCUUUAGUCAUGUUCUUUAAUGUCAAGCUCCAAAAAUGACAUAAAAGAACCAUAAAAACACCAUUAAAGCAGUUCAUAUGACUCGUGCAUUUUAUUCAAAGCCACUUGUAGACGUGCGAUUGCUCUACGAAUCACAAAAGGCUGUGUUUAAUAAGUAAAUAUAUAAAAUGCACGCGCAGCGCCAGCGCGUUAGUGAAUGGCGUUGCUCUGUUGACACUCUUCACGUGGUGUGCAAUAUUUGAGCGCUACUCGCGAGCAACAUCUCAGAUGUAGGAGCAUUUUACCAGAAUUUGAAUAAGCAGCGAAUUAAACUACCGUAAACUUGCCUAUAAACAGACACAUACAGGACUUCCUGGAGAGUUUAGUAUGUCAAAAUAAAAGCCAGAGGGUUUUCUUUUCGGUGCAUCCUUAGUUGUGAUUCACUUCAGACCUGGUUUCUUUGAUUCAUAGCUUACAACUCUUUUAUGGAGGAUUCUAUGAAAAACCUAUGCAAAAAAUAAGUACUUCCGGAACCAAGAUGGCUGCAAAAGUGGGCGGGCACUGUUGUGGUCUAUUGAAAUAAGUAUGUGAUUGACAGUGUUAAACCGUCUCUGUUGAGUGCAGAGUGUUCGGCGGCUCGGAGAUAUAUGCGCUGGUAUUCGCAAUCUGACUUAAAGGGAUAGUUCACCCAAAAAUUAAAAUUCAGUCAUUGUUUACUCACCCCUGUGUUGUUAUAACACUAUAUGACUUUCUUUCUUUUUCUGAACACAAAGGGAGAAAUUGUGAAGAAAUGUUGUGCUCAGUGAUGUCAUACAAUGGCAGUUUAUGGUGACCACCUCUUCAAGCUUCAAAAGAACACAAAAGUAUAAUUCAGAAGUCUAAUAAAUUAUUCAUGAGACUCAUGAUUGUUUUGAAAGUAUACGAUAAGAUUUGGUGAGAAACAAACUGAAAUCUAAUGUAUUAUUUAGUGAAAAUGUUGACUGACCGUUGAUCUCCUGUGUGCGUUCAUGAUAGGGCACGAGAGCAACAGUUCACACAGCACCCUCACGACAUUGGGGCGUUCAAGCGAAAACUCGUUUUGCUUAUCUAAAAGCAGCGAUAGUGACAACAGAACACAACACAGCUGCACACAAAACAGAGAACAGAACUGACUAAACAUGUCUGAAGGGUUUGUAGUCCAAGAAUUGAUGCAUUUCUAUGCCCAGCCUUAUUUUUUUUAAUGUUUUUGGACCAGUGGCAGUUCACAGUCGACGGAGUUACACGCAUGAUCCCGAAAAAUAGAAAAUAGCUUUUCACUCAAAGUGUGUCAGAAAUAUAAUUUGUAAUGUAAAAUGUUCCUGUAUUUUUAGGUGUUUACUAGAUGUUCUCUAUUUUAUUGACUGUCAUUAGUUGUGAUGUCAUGGUCAUCAGAUGUGUUGAUUGGUCAUGACAUAUUUUAAAUUUGGUUCUGUUGCACUCUGUUUGUAAAUGCCUGACGAAGGUUGAGUGACCGAAACGUUGCUGAAUAAAUUUUGAUACUCUUUGCAAGCCAGGAUAGUGUGCGGGAUUUUUUCCAUUUCAUUGUAAUAUAAAAUGUAAAAUACAUGUAAAAUGUGCUUAGAAUGCUACUGAAUGAAGUAU